AUGGAAUCCGUCACACGGCCGUCGCCGUUCCGCUUCGACCCGGAUCAGCCAUGGUGCCGAACGCGGUACCCACUCACGUUUGUGGAUGAGAACCGGGAGAUGCUCUCGCUGUACGCCGAGCUUCCGGACGUGGACUACGAUGAGAAGGGCAACACGCCGAGCAGCGAGUCGGACAAUAAGGGGGGUGAUGAUGCUGUUGAUGAUGUUGCUGAUGAAUAUUCUCUGGAGGCUGCCACUGAUGCCACGGCUGUCAACCAUAUGGUGACGCCUUCGCUAACGGAACAGGAUUGGUCAUCGAUCGACAUAGUCUGCAGCCCAGCCAACUACGGCGAGCCAGAUCGGAGCUCCAGCGAUCUCUUUUCCCCGUCGGGUCAUGCGACAUCGCUCCGUCACAACAGCAUUGGCAUCAGCGACCUCGUCAACUCGCCCGAGCACAACGACCCGUCCUUGUCGCCCUUGUCGCCCUGGUCCCCUCCCUCGCUCCUGGCCUGGCCGCUCGAAAACGCCAUGGAGGCUGGCCUGUUCCGGCACUUUAUCGACAUUGCAGCGCGGUCGUUUGACCUCUGCGACCUCGAGCGCAGCUUCGCCGUGGUGGUGCCGUGGCGGGCGAUGGAGCACGCACCGCUCAAGAACGCCAUGUUUGCGAUCAGCGCGAAACAGCUCAGUCUGACCAGUGCGUUUGACAAGAACGUGUCGGACCGGUACUACCAGCGGUGUCUGGCAACGCUGCGGCCAAUGCUCAACGACGAGGCCGCGCUGGUGGACGAGAACCUGUUUGCGGCAACGGUGAUUCUGCGGAAUCUGGAAGAAAUUGAAGUUCCCCUUGCGGGCGCCGACACCAACACCUACCUUCUCGGCAACAGCCUCUUUGUCAAGGCCUCGGCCGUGCUGCACGACUCUGCCGGCACGUCAGCCCCCAUCCUCUUUUCCGGGCUGCGCCGGGCUGCCUUCCUCGUCGCCGUCCGCCAGGAGAUCUACACUGCCUUUGUGUCGCAGCGGUCGAUCGACCCAUCCUUUAGCCCGUUUGUCGUCGACAUGGCUUUAGACCUGGAGGGCGACGAUUUUGACUGGGCUAACCGGGCCGUCUUUUUGCUGGCCGAUGUACUGCGCUUCUGCUACGACAAGACGUCAAUGUCGACCGACGACACAACGGCCUGGCACGACCGUCUCUCCAUGUACAGCCAGCUCUGGUACGAGAAGAAGCCGUCGAGCCUGUCGCCGUUCUACUGUGGAGGGGGUGCUGAUGGUUUUGAUGCUGCUGACGGCACUAACACGAACACCACCACAACUACAUCUCCCUUCCCUGAAGUCUGGCUUAUGUCAGACGCCGCGGCCACCGGAUUGCAGCACUACCACCUAUCGCGCAUUCUUCUGUAUGCCUUUGACCCACGGGCGCCGCGCAUUGGGCCCGGCCGGGCGACCUUUGCUCGGCAGCAGGACCAAGCCAUCCGCCAGCAGGUACGGCUUCUAGUCGGCAUCGCCAAAAGUAACCCGCACUGUCGGCCCAACUACGUGUCGGCGUGCAUGGGCAUCACCGUGGCCGGGGACCGGUUUGAGGACCGGCGCGAGCAGGAGGCUAUCAUGGAUUUUCUGCAGGAGACUGAGGAAAUUUGUGCUUGGCCGACCGGGACGGCGAGCAAGCAUCUUUCAAGGGCGUGGGGGUGGUAA
This is a messenger RNA of Grosmannia clavigera kw1407, 1668 nucleotides long. RefSeq names its product ARCA-like protein. NCBI's taxonomy places the organism in Eukaryota, Fungi, Ascomycota, Sordariomycetes, Ophiostomatales, Ophiostomataceae. The transcript is spliced from 3 exons. The coding region runs from base 1 to 1668 and encodes 555 amino acids. Gene Ontology annotation, cellular component: nucleus. Gene Ontology annotation, molecular function: DNA-binding transcription factor activity; transcription cis-regulatory region binding. Gene Ontology annotation, biological process: positive regulation of transcription by RNA polymerase II. The record is from RefSeq and is a predicted model, not a curated record.